Racocetra persica is the source of this 1098-nucleotide messenger RNA. The record is from the annotation of a GenBank genome assembly. NCBI's taxonomy places the organism in Eukaryota, Fungi, Glomeromycota, Glomeromycetes, Diversisporales, Gigasporaceae.
AUGUCUGAUCAUUCUGAAUUAAUUGAACGCUUUACCGCGAUUGUUUCCUGUGAUGAGCAACAAGCUCGAUUCUAUUUGGAAGCGAAUAACUGGAAUUUGAGUGCUGCGGUGGGCAAUUAUUAUGAAGAACCACAUGAAGGAAAUGACGUAGAAGAGGAAAAUGCUGAGGGCUCGUUUCAAGGGACGCAAGUUCCUGCGCCUCAUGGCACAGCUUCUGGCUCAACACAAAAAAAAAACUCCCAGUAUGCUACUUUACGUGAUUAUGAUAAAGAACAAUCGGAUGAGGAGGAAGAGGAAGAAGUGCGCGAAAAUCUAUUUGCCGGUGGUGAAAAAUCUGGAAUUUUUAUGCAAAAACCCGGCUCAAAGCAGCCAAGAUCAUUAGUUCAGGACAUUCUUAAAAAGGCGACUGAAGGUGGGCGUGGAUAUGAAGAACCGGAAACUACACCUGCUCCACGCACUUUCACUGGCACUGGUUACAGACUUGGAAGUGAUGAAGAACCUUCGGUUGAAGUGAAUUCACAACCUUCCACCACUGAACCACCCAGAACGGUUGUCCGUCAUUUGACAUUUUGGAGGGAUGGAUUUAGUAUCGAGGAUGGUCCUCUAAUGGCAUAUGACGAUCCAGCAAACGAAGAAUUCCUUAAAGCCAUUAAUAAUGGACGUGCACCUUUGGCCUGGCUAAAUGUAAGAUAUGAUCAACCAGUGGAUAUUCGUGUGGAACGCAGGUUGGAUGAAGACUAUCAACCACCACCUAAAAAACCGGCCACGCCAUUUUCAGGUUCCGGACAAAGGCUUGGCAGUCCAACUCCCGCAGUUGUAACUAGUAGCACACCUGGUGCAUAUCCUUCAAGUUCUUCAACACCAAGAGCUAACGAAUUAAUUAUUGAUGAAACACUGCCGAUAACAUCCAUCCAAAUUCGUUUAGGUGAUGGAACGAGGAUGCUUGCUAGGUUCAAUCAUACUCAUACUGUUUCCGAUAUCCGAAAUUUCAUUAACGCUUCGAUGGUUGCGCAGAAUGAAUGUAUUGCUAGAGUCAAAUUUGAGUUCAUAGAAAAAAUGUUACAACCUUGUGGGAUGCCCGUACCUCGAGAUGAAUAA